Telopea speciosissima is the source of this 1123-nucleotide messenger RNA. RefSeq names its product peptidyl-tRNA hydrolase ICT1, mitochondrial. The record is from RefSeq and is a predicted model, not a curated record. Lineage: Eukaryota; Viridiplantae; Streptophyta; Magnoliopsida; Proteales; Proteaceae. Gene Ontology annotation, biological process: translational termination. Bases 149 to 850 code for a protein of 233 amino acids. Gene Ontology annotation, molecular function: translation release factor activity. The transcript has 8 exons.
UUGGAACUUCUUACGCGCCCCUUCUCUCUCUCUCUCUCUCUCUCUCUCUCUCUGCUGUAGUACUGUGUGAGACUGGGUUAAGGAAUAGGGGAAUUCAACUUUACAGAGACUCGCAGUUUCUCUUUCUCUGGGGUUCGCUUCUCACGACAUGGCAGCCUUGAGAACCACCGCUAAUAUGAUAAUGAGAGAAAUAUUCCAGAGCUCACCACUCUCAAGAUCGAGGACGUUUACAUUGCUUCCGAUGAAAACAUCCCUGAUGUUCGACAAUACCUUUCGCCUCUCAUGCCGUGCAAUUCGUCCCGGUGGGAUCCGUUGCAUGGCUUCAGAUUCUGGCGACGGAGGCAAGAAGGCGUCGGCCCGUCUGUCACAAGUUCAGCAACUUCUGCAAGAAGCCGAAGAGAGAGCUCUUUCUGCCGGCAACGAGCCUACCCCCAAAAUUACGCUUGACCAUGUUACUGUUAGUUUUGCAAGAAGUGGUGGACCUGGAGGUCAGAAUGUCAACAAAGUCAACACCAAGGUGGACAUGCGGUUCAAUGUCAAGAAUGCAUAUUGGCUCAGCGACAGAGUCAGGGAGAGGAUUUUGCAAAUGGAAAAGAAUCGGAUCAACAAAGACUGGGAGCUUGUGAUUUCUUCUACAAAGACUAGAACACAGAAGGGUAACAUUGAAGAUGCUCUGGAAAAACUUCAGGAAAUUAUUAAUGCUGCUUCUUAUGUCCCACCACCUCCUUCAGAAGAGCAAAAGAAGAAGAUUGCUAAGUUGGCUGCGAUAGGGGAGCACAAGAGGCUGCAAAACAAGAAAGUCCUCUCACAAAAGAAGGCUUUUAGGAGAAGCAGAGAUAGUUGGGAUUGACAUAGUAAACAUAGGAUCUGCAUGCAUUUGGGGUUUGAAAUAUUAUGAGGUCGAAUUCAAGAGCAAUUAACAUACAUCAUGAAGUGUUGAACUGUUGCAUAGAUCAAAUACAGAGAAGAUUGUUAUGAGAUGACGAGCUUAAACAAGUGAAUCAUCAAUAUCAACAAGAAUACCAUAAUACUGCAAAGGAACAUUCAUCCUCCCAGAGAUCACAAUCAUCCAGUAUUAGAUAGCAUUGGUAUCAACCUUUGUAUAGUACAACAGCUUCUGUUU